Messenger RNA from Branchiostoma floridae (Florida lancelet), 590 nucleotides. RefSeq lists its product as uncharacterized. The record is from RefSeq and is a predicted model, not a curated record. The transcript has 4 exons. NCBI's taxonomy places the organism in Eukaryota, Metazoa, Chordata, Leptocardii, Amphioxiformes, Branchiostomatidae. Bases 14 to 484 code for a protein of 156 amino acids.
ACCAAGGACAGAGAUGAGGAAGUUAGUAGCGGCGCUGCUUGUGGUGUCAGUAUUUUGUCUCUUCAGUUUGGAUCAAUCGACCGCGUAUCGGAGCAGGCGCAGACGCCGCUGCAAUAUAUUUUGCAGCCAGAAAUAUGUGUGUAGCCUGAAGUACAAGAUGAACAACACAGUCUACGCAACGAAUGACGCCUUCCUGCCCGUGAACGCCACCAAGUUUAACUUGUGUCGUGACAGCGGAACUUGCUGUACGUACUACACGGGCUGCCAAUCUAAGUACCUCAGUCGGGACGGCACCACCAUCAUGGACAACCUGGACCCCUGGACUGCUACUCAUGUGGGCGGCAUUACCACACAACCCAGGCCUGAGUCAAUUUUCGUGUGCAACCGCGCCCCUUGCGGAAUGGCCCAGAAAGGCAUCAUCAUGACAGUUGCCACCAGCAUCACGAUGGCCUUGGCCACAACAUUGUGCCUCCUGCGCUCAUAGAGGGUAGCUGUGCCCAUGCUGUACAGGGUAAAUGGCCCAACCCGAGGUGUAUACGGUUUCUUAAUACGCGAUCGGUUCCUAUCUGAGACGUAGCUACACGUAUUCA